Menidia menidia (Atlantic silverside) is the source of this 2500-nucleotide messenger RNA. The record is from the annotation of a GenBank genome assembly. NCBI's taxonomy places the organism in Eukaryota, Metazoa, Chordata, Actinopteri, Atheriniformes, Atherinopsidae.
CUGGGGUGACCGAGCAUUUUUGCGAAUAGAAAUGUCCCAAUACUUUAUUUGGAGUUUAUGUUCUCUUUUCAUUUAGCCUGUCUCUGGAAACCAAAGGACACAUUUGCUGGCAUUCAUGGCCCCAAGUACACUCACUCCAUCACAGUAACUCUCACAACAGCAGAAUUAUUUAAUGACGGGCGACAUUAUUUGCUGACAUGGAUACACGGAGCAUCACUUUAUCGUUGCUGCUGAGCACCAUGGCUAUAUCGGUGCAGCAUACGGACGUUUUCAAAACAACAUCCAUAAAGCCAACUUACCAGCUCCAAGAGGCCACCGUGCUCUGGGAUCCUGCCCAGAAACGCGUGAUCCUGAAGGAAGGGGUGAUAGAGACUGAGGGGGGGGCCUAUGGUUACUUCAAUGACACUCUGUUCCUCUCUGGAUGGGGCAUCUUGGAGAUCAGAGCAGGUUAUGGGGGAGUUCAACUGGAAGAUGAAACCACCUUCUUCCUGGCUGGAUACCUGGAGGGUUACCUCACCGCUGGGCAGAUGCUCAGUCAUUAUUUCAACAUGUAUCCCCAGCUGAUGAAGGAUGAGAGGGUUUUAAUCUCCUUGAAAAGCUUUUUAAGAAAACAGGACCAGUGGGCCCGAGAGCAAGUGAGACUGAGGAAAAACAAUGACCCCCUGUGGAAAUAUUUGGGACUUAUCUUGGCCCAGUUGGAUGGAAUCCAUGCUGGAGCGGCUCAGUGGGCCAAAAACAAACAUAGAGAGCCUCUGUCAGUGUUUGCAGUCCAAUUCCUGAACGGCGUUGGUGACCUCCUGGACAUUGUCCCAGCUCUGACACUUCGCUCCAACUCCUCCGCACAGACUGGCGCUUUCAGAAUGCCAGGAAUGGGUCACUGCACUGCUCUCAUAAAGGUGCUGCCAGGCUUUGAGAACCUGCUGUUUGGCCAUUCUAGCUGGUACACUUAUGCAGCCACUAUGAGGAUCUAUAAACACUGGGACUUCAGGGUAUCUGACACACAUGCCGCCACAGGAAGGAUGUCAUUCAGCAGCUACCCUGGGUUCCUGACGUCACUUGAUGACUUCUACCUCCUAGGAAGCGGCCUGCUGAUGACUCAGACUUCUAUUGGUAUCUUCAAUGCAUCCCUGUUCUCCCAGCUUAGUCCUUACAGCUUACUAGCUUGGCAAAGAGUCCGCUUGGCCAAUAGUCUGGCUCACAAUGGAGAGGAGUGGGCAAAACUUUUCUCCAAAUACAACUCAGGUACAUAUAACAGCCAGUACAUGGUGGUGGACCUGAGUAAGAUUUCUCUGCGUCAUAGCAUCAGGAAAGGAGCUCUGACAGUGGUGGAGCAGAUCCCAGGAAAGGUGCUGCAUUCUGAUCAGACGCCAGUUUUACGCAGUGGUUAUUGGCCAUCAUACAACAUACCGUUUCACACUGAGAUCUACAACCUCACCGGAUACAGCUUGAUGUGGAAGAGAUACGGAGAAGACUUUUCCUAUGAUCUCUGUCCAAGGGCUAAAAUCCUCCGCAGGGACCAGGCCAAGGUGUCGGACCUUCGCUCCCUCAAACAUAUGAUGAGAUACAACAGUAGCUUAAGUGGUUCUCUUUUAGACUACAAGAGAGAUCCCUACUCCAAAGGUCAUCCAUGUAAAACCAUCUGUUGCCGUAACGACUUGAGACCAAGGAGACCACGCCCAGGUGGUUGCUAUGACACAAAGGUGACGGAAUACCAGAUGGCCCUCCAGCUGGCGGCAGAAGCCAUUAAUGGCCCCACAACUCAAGGUGGCCUGCGUCCAUUCUCGUGGCAAUCUUUCAACCUCACGGCUCAUCAGGAUCUCCCACACACCUACAAAUUUGACUUUGUCUCCAUGAGAGCUACGCUGUGUUCGCCCUGAAAGCUCAGAGAGAUGCCAUCAGUCCAGCUGGAAUUCCCACACUUCCAGGGAAUCUGAUCGCUAGGGGAUGUAUCGUAAUACUGACAGUCCUGUCAGUACAUGUCCAAUUACUGAAUACAAUGUGAAGGAAUGCAAAUCUUAAAUAAUGAAAAAAAACGUUGUUUUUAUCCUCCAACCAUUUAUGUUCAGUGUCUCAUGGUGAAGCAUGUUAUCUAUGUUACACCCCUUUAUUUCACAAUCAGUGUGCCUCCUAUAAUUAUAUUAAGUUGUUUGUCAUUAAUUAAAUGUCCCAAAUCAACUUGGAGAUAAAUUUGCUUCUUUAACUGACCACUAGCCACUUGACUCUGUGAGAUGUUAUUGAUUAGAUAACUAUCUUAUCGGCUAUAUAUUGUCAAUUUGUUGGCAUGCUGAUCGUCCAUUUUCACACAUUGUUUCCCCAAUUAUUUUACUACUUUGAGAUAUAUGCAUUGUCUUCUCAGGUUCAUAAAAUGAAGAGAAUAGUUUUUACUUAAUUUAUGUUCAUUUUAACAGUAAAGGUUGAAUAUUAAAUGUAUUGUCGUUCAAUGUCCAAACUAGCACUUGUUUCUGGUCUAGACCUAAGUUUGGCAGAUUGAUGGAGAACA